This is a messenger RNA of Mus caroli (Ryukyu mouse), 2043 nucleotides long. It is a transcript of the gene Asb7, whose product is annotated as ankyrin repeat and SOCS box containing 7. Lineage: Eukaryota; Metazoa; Chordata; Mammalia; Rodentia; Muridae. Gene Ontology annotation, molecular function: protein binding. Gene Ontology annotation, biological process: intracellular signal transduction. The record is from RefSeq and is a predicted model, not a curated record.
CGGCUUGGAGCGCAGGCUCCAGUGCGGCAGCUGAUUGGCUGUCGAAGGCUUGGUCCCAUCCCAGUGACCCCAAAGUGCUGGAAGGAGGGGGCGGGGGUGGCCCAGUGCAAAGUGCAUCCCGAAAGCCCCCUGUCGGGACACCCUGCUGCUGACACUUCGGACCUGGUACGACUUAGGGUCUCUCUGUCCCCAGACCUCUUGAGUCCCUCGGUAGCUGAAAGCCUCCGGCCCGGCGCGCGGCAGACCCUUGGUCUGAGCCCCUGGACCGGGACUGCCCCCCCCCCCAGCCGGCACUUCCUCCCAGCGCCCCUUCCCGGAGGCUGCUCCGAGGCCAAGAUCGCCACCCCCAGCCGGAUCGACUAUCUGGAUGCUCUCUGGGUUGGGGCCGUGAAGCACCCAGGAGGAUCAGGAACACGGUGUCCGGCCCUGCCUGGGGUGUUUCUUCAAUGGAGAAGUUGGUGAAUGUGCAGGAGGCUGAAAGGAGAGAGAGGAGCUGCAACUGAGGACACAGGGUUGAGCUUGCUGGAGGACACUCGCGAGUAGAAGGGGUCUGGCCACCCACCAGAGGAGCAAUAAACAGUGCUUUGGACCAGCAUCCUCUUGAAAGAGAAUUUACUAGAUUGAAAUAUAAGCACCUAGGUCAUGUGCUCAGAUUUCUGCUGCCUCCGAAAAUGCCCUAAAGGUGAAGAAGACUACUCCUCUGAGGCCGGCGCACACUGGGAGCCCUUCCCGCCAUGCUGCAUGCACGCCAUGGUUAUUAGACAAGCUGUCUACCGAGAGAAGAGACAUUCUUCUGUAAGGCUGCCUCCCGUGACCUAAUGUCUGGUUGGUGAAAAGUAGAGUCCGCUAGGAUGUUACACCACCACUGCCGGAGGAACCCUGAGCUUCAGGAAGAGUUGCAGAUUCAGGCUGCAGUGGCAGCCGGGGAUGUUCACACAGUACGAAAGAUGUUGGAACAAGGCUAUUCCCCAAAUGGCCGAGAUGCCAAUGGCUGGACCUUGCUCCAUUUCUCUGCAGCAAGAGGAAAGGAGAGGUGUGUUCGAGUGUUUCUGGAACACGGAGCUGAUCCCACGGUUAAGGAUUUAAUCGGAGGCUUCACUGCUCUGCAUUACGCUGCCAUGCACGGCCGGGCCCGGAUUGCACGCCUGAUGUUAGAGUCUGAGUACAGGAGUGACAUUAUUAAUGCAAAAAGCAAUGAUGGCUGGACUCCCCUCCACGUGGCUGCCCACUACGGUAGGGACUCAUUUGUCCGGCUCCUCCUGGAGUUCAAGGCUGAGGUUGACCCGCUCAGUGAUAAAGGUACAACGCCACUUCAGCUUGCCAUCAUCCGAGAGCGGUCAAGCUGUGUGAAGAUCCUUCUGGACCACAACGCCAACAUCGACAUCCAGAACGGAUUCCUGCUGCGCUAUGCUGUGAUCAAAAGCAAUCACUCUUACUGCCGCAUGUUUCUUCAGAGAGGAGCAGACACAAACUUAGGGCGUCUAGAAGACGGACAGACUCCUUUGCACUUGUCUGCCCUCCGUGAUGACGUGCUCUGUGCACGGAUGCUGUAUAACUAUGGAGCGGACACGAACACAAGGAACUAUGAAGGUCAGACUCCACUGGCCGUUUCCAUAAGUAUUUCAGGAAGUAGUCGGCCGUGUUUGGAUUUCUUACAAGACGUCACAAGACAGCCCAGAACCCUGCAGGACCUGUGCCGAAUUAAAAUUCGACAGUGUAUAGGCCUUCAAAACCUGAAGCUGCUUGAUGAACUACCAAUUGCCAAGGUCAUGAAAGACUACUUAAAACACAAAUUUGAUGAUAUCUGAUACACCUGGACUGUGAACAAGAUUACGAGUUAUUCCAGAUACUUAAAAGGCUUCAGGCCUUGCACAAAGUAUAUCCUAUGCAAUUUCUGAUUUGCGGUCAAGUCAGAAAGCAGGUAUACACACUUUUAGGUUUAUGUUUGUUUGGAUUUCAUUUGGAGGAGGGAUCUUUGUGUGUGUGUGUGCGUGUGUGCGCGCACGUGUGUGUGUGUGUGUGUGUGUGUGUGUGUGUGUAUGU